Dentiscutata erythropus is the source of this 591-nucleotide messenger RNA. The record is from the annotation of a GenBank genome assembly. Lineage: Eukaryota; Fungi; Glomeromycota; Glomeromycetes; Diversisporales; Gigasporaceae.
AUGUUGGGCAGAUUUCAAUUGAGCAGUACGUGGAAGUGUAAACUCAAAGGUCAAAUUUUGCAGUAUUGGCUGGAAAAGUUCCAGAAGGAAUCCGCGAUUACCCAUCAGAAGAAGAGGAGCAAUUUGAAAGAGAAAGAACCUAAAUUAAAAGUAAUUGAUAGAGGGCAAAUACAUUUUGAAGAGAAUCAAAAUAUCGGAAAACAAGAAGAAAGUUUAAGGGUCAUAAAAGAAUCAGAGAAAACUCAGGCCACUCAAAUGAAAGAGAAACUAUUCAUAAUAUCAUUAUAUUUGAAAGCAAAAUUAAAAAACUGGAGCAUGAAGAAUGUGAUUAAUUCAGAAGAACAUACAUCGAGGAAACUAUUGAAACCCAUAUUUAUUCCAAAAAGAAACAAAGAGAUUGCUAGAACUGGAAGAGAGAAAAAAGAGUCGUGUUUAAUGGUUGCCGAAAUAGUUCGGAAAGAAUUACAAAAAACUGGCGGCUUGGAUGAAGAGGCAGGAUACGAAGCACGGAAAUUGCGUGAAUUGAAACAAACCAAAAGAGAUAAAGAACGUGAAAUGUAUUUAUUUAUUGAAAGAAUCUUUUGUCAUUAA